Gaeumannomyces tritici R3-111a-1 is the source of this 2824-nucleotide messenger RNA. RefSeq lists its product as hypothetical. Gene Ontology annotation, biological process: DNA-templated transcription. NCBI's taxonomy places the organism in Eukaryota, Fungi, Ascomycota, Sordariomycetes, Magnaporthales, Magnaporthaceae. The transcript is spliced from 3 exons. Gene Ontology annotation, molecular function: zinc ion binding; DNA binding. The record is from RefSeq and is a predicted model, not a curated record. Gene Ontology annotation, cellular component: nucleus. Bases 1 to 1893 code for a protein of 630 amino acids.
AUGGCCCUCAGCCCAUUUUCCACUUCGCGCUGCUGGGCCGCCCGAUUUCGCCACGCCGUGGCUUCCGACGGGCCUCGCUGGUGCACGGCCCAAAGCCCCAUAAAAACCCACCCCUUUUCUCUCGGACCUCCCGUGCCCGCCGCGCCGCUCACCCCGGAGCUCCUCGCCGAGUGUGAGCGCGUCGUUAGCAAGACCAUCCCAGCAUGCGUCGCCUUUCACAAGCCCAGCUUUAUCCAGCAGCUCAAGGGCAACACCAUGGACAUGACCAUGGUCAAUGCGCUGCUCACCAUGGCCUCGCGCCACUCGCCUGCUCUCAUCCGCCGCUUCGGCGGCCACAAUGCCAACGCCACCACGGCUGCCGAGCACUUCGCUCUCAAGUCCAUCAACUUCAUCAUGCAGGGCUUGGACCACCCCAGCCUGGCCGACAUCCAGUCGCUUUGCCUGCUGGUUAUCCACGAGUGGGGCAGCCGCAACGCCGUCCGUGCGUACAUCUACCUUGGCCAGGCUGCCCGCAUGGCCCAGAUGUACCGCAUCGUACACGCCCACGAGCAGGCCGAGCCCGACCAGUUCCUCAAGUCCGAGUCGUUCCGCCGCACCAUGUGGCUGAUCUACAUUCUCGAUUGCUUCCUGACCGCUAGCCCAGGCCGUCACCCCGCCCUGUCGUCCCACGACGUCAGCGACCUGGCCUUACCCUGCCUGGAUGUCAACUACAACUUCGGCAGCCCCGUCUACGUCCGCACCCUGAACAACACCCUCCCGAGCACCGCCCCGGAGAGCAGCCCGCCCGCCGAGGUCGGCGAGUUCGGCCACUUGGUCCUUGCGACCAAGGCGUGGCGCAAUGUCAUCGAGCUGAUGACCACCACCACCCUUGCCACCUUCACCGAGGACCGGUGCCAGGCUCUCGAGGCCGAGAUCGAGGCCAUCCGUCAGUCGCUGCCCAUCCACUUCGCCGACAAGCCGGGCCAGAUCAACCUGCACAUCACCAUGGGCAGCGGCUACACGUAUGCCAUGAUCCACUGCCUGUUGCUCUGCGCCGACAUCUUCCUUAACCGCCGCCGCAUCCUGCAGCAUGUCAACACGGAUGGCUUCAACAUAGAGACGUGGCGUGCCUCCAGCAACGGCCAGCUGGCCGAUCAGAUACUGGGUGCCGCCCACAGCAUUGUGGCCAUGCUGACGGCCCUCGAGAACGGCGCCGAAAAGGACUCCAUCAUCUGCUUCCCCAUCUUCAUGCUCUUUGCCUCCUUCACCUCGGGCGCUGCUGUCGCCUACCUCCAGCUCAAGGGUCUGACUCCCAUGGACGUCCGGAUGACGAGCACCACCAUUGUGUCCGAUGUGUUCCGCUUCCUCAAGGGCGGAGCCGAGUACUGGCCGCUGGCAAUGCCCUGGCAUAGGCACCUGGGAGUCAUGGCCAAGGUUCUCAAGGAAUACAACGACCGCAUUGAUGGCCAAGAGUCUCCCGACGGCAACAAAUCACGCCGGUCGCCGUCCAUCAAGGAAGACGAUGUCUCGUCCCAGCCCGACAACGGCACUGCCGACGUUAUGGACUACGACCAGGCCGACCCCUCGGUCUCUCAGACCCCUCACCCCACUGUGGAGGGCGGCCGAGACAGCGAGCCUCCCGCGACGAGGCGGCCCGGCAUUGCCACCAUCAACGGAGGAUCCGCUGGAGCCUCCACCCCGGCCACUGGCAGCCCCCAACCCCCGUCGACCAGCAUGAAGAUCGAUAGUCCCGGUCCUGGUUCGUCGGCGUCGGUGGCGGACGCUGCUGACUCCUGCCGCAAAGAUCGUGAGCCGCCGGUUGUCGAGAUCGAUGCGUCCGAGCUGUGUGCCGCUUUCGAGCGCCAGCUCCUCGAGCUCGAUGACCUGGCUGCCUUCAUGGGUGGUGGGGUGUGAGUGAUGCCCCUUCGCCUUGCGUCCUUCUAGAUGGCUCUUGAAGAGUCUUCAAAGCUCCCAGCGAGCUGGCUCUUUGAGUCCCAGCCCUCCUUAUUAAUGGGCCCGUGCUGUUCAUACUCUGCCCACCUCGCCUAUGCCGAGAAGGGGUGUCUCGACAAUUGGACAUUGUCUAUACUAAUAUCCUGAGCUCGCAUUCUCGUUUUCUGUUGGAGAUCUCUUGUACCGAUAUCCAGGGUGGCUUUUGAUCGUUUUGGGGGUGUGUUUGGUUUCGGGGCAGUGGUCGGAGCGUCAUGUCUUUGCUCUCUUUGUUUUCCCUUUUUUAUUGCUUGCAGGGAGAAUGGCGUCCAUGGUUUUUUGUUUUGCCUCACUUUGCCCACCAUUCAUUGCUCGAAUGGGCCUUUCGCCUGUAUACACAGGGAAACCUCAUCCGGGUUGUACUUUUGCCCUCCCUUUCCCCAAACAUCCCGGGGUUCCGUCAUCUUUUCCUUUGUUUCAAACGAGGCUAGUAGCCCACCUACUUGACGUUUUCCCCCGCCAACCUGGCCCCUUCUUUUCUUGUCCCUAUCUCGUCUUCUCACUUGUGUCUCCGCGCCGCCAUCGAUUCACCUUGGCUUGUCUGUUGGCACGAGGGCGUCACCUGACCGGAAGCAAGUCUUACCUGGCGUUGGAGACCUCUCCGUUGCGUAAUUGGCCCGAAUUUGCUUUCCCAGGCAUUUGCGGCGACUGCGUAAGUAAUUCAGGACCGGCAAAAGACGGGGUUUCUUAAAAAAAAAACUGGGCGGAUUCUUUAGGGACUCUGGUGAUUCUUGGCUGUUUGUACUGUAAGAUAUUUGGCAACGUACGCGCUUCGAACAAAUACUUGCUACUGCUCUGUUCACGUUUUACGGGGAUGAUGUUUUGAUGCCAUAUAGUACUUACCUAGGUAGUCCCC